Messenger RNA from Babjeviella inositovora NRRL Y-12698, 917 nucleotides. RefSeq names its product ADP-ribose 1''-phosphate phosphatase. Bases 65 to 592 code for a protein of 175 amino acids. The record is from RefSeq and is a predicted model, not a curated record. Gene Ontology annotation, biological process: peptidyl-glutamate ADP-deribosylation. The transcript has a single exon. Lineage: Eukaryota; Fungi; Ascomycota; Pichiomycetes; Serinales.
CUCGUCCGCACUGUAAAAGCAUAGAAAUUGUUCCAGACUUACUAGGUCAAUAUACUUCUUCUACAUGCCGUCUGUGAACUACAUCCAGGGUGAUUUGUUCACUAAAGCUCCCCAGCGGUCCAUCCUUGCCCAUGCGUGCAACUGCCAAGGAGCCUGGAACGGAGGCAUUGCUGUCACCUUCAAGAAACAGUUCCCUUCCACCUACGCAAAAUACCAGGCCUACUGCCAGAAGUCCGAUGCGAGGAAGUUACUUGGCACAACCUUGAUCAUUCCCUCUACCCCCACAGACCCGGGUAACCACUCGCCAGAGCUCCAGAUCGUGGCGUGCUUGUUUACGAGUUCUGGCACCAGUGCGAAUAGAAGCCCGGAAGACGUUAUUGUGACGGCGACGGAAAAGGCCAUGGAGGAUUUAUACAGACAACUUGCCCAGAACGAGGAGUUGUGGGAUAACCUUGGGGUAGAAAGUAUCGCUGAGCUCGAAUUGCACAUGCCUAAGAUCAACGCGGGGUUGUUUGGAGUUCCCUGGGGGAAAACUGAGGCAAUAUUGGAAGCUUUCCCGAUCCAGAGCAACGUUUAUGUUAUUGCGGAGUAGGGACUUUGUUUCCACUUGAAUCUGAUUCGGUGGGAAGUCUACAAGCGUAAAUCCACUUGUACCGGUUAAAGAAGUAGUCUUCGAGAUAACCUCAACAUUUCCUAACCUUUGAACAGUACCCAGGGUUGAAAACAAGCACUAACAUACGGAGAAAUUUAUAAAUAGCUAGGUUAUGACAGGUUAUAUCUAGGCGAUGAGUGCUUCUCGUAACACAAACAUGCAAACUUAUCGUAACGGUAGCCCCUAAAAAGUGUACACAUAGACAGUUAGUAGACUAUAUAAUGAAAAUUACAGUAUGGUUGCGGCUAACAUCAUGAACCUAGCA